AUCCAACGCAAAGCACUCAUGCCGGCGUUCGCCUUUCGCCAUAUCAAAGCGCUGUAUCCAAUCUUCUGGUCAAAGGCUACAGGCCUAACAGAGUUACUGAAGCAGGAAAUACAGUCCAAGAAGGAGCAAGGAGAUCAGGUCAUUGAAGUCCGGGCCUGGUCCACUCGCGCAACGCUGGAUAUCAUCGGACUCGCGGGUAUGGGAUGUGAUUUUGAGUCAUUAAAGGAUCCGAACAAUCACCUGGUGCGACAAUACCGGCAGCUACGGCAGGAACCUUCGCGCACAGAAUCGCUCAUUCUAUUCGUUUUAUCCUUAUUCUCCCGGUAUCCCAACAGUCUGCUAUCACGAUUUCCCACCAAGCGUGUGAAGCAGAUCAGGGCGGCUUCUGACAGUAUCCGCCAGGCCUGUGCAGAGGUUGUUGCAACAAAACAGCGGGAAUUAGGCCAAGAGAAGAACGGAGAUAUCAUUGACAUCGCUCUGAGAAGCGAGGUUUUCAGUGAUGCAAACCUUGUCGACCAGAUGAUGACCUUUCUGGCCGCUGGGCAUGGAACCACCUCCCACGCCCUCCAGUGGGCAAUCUAUGCGUUAUGCAAAAAUCCAGAGAUGCAGACACGUUUACGCCAGGAGCUUCGGGACAAUCUCCCGUCACUCAGCAACCGGGAAGCCUCGGUUUCAGCGGAAGAUAUCGACGGUCUCCCAUACCUGCAUGCAGUCUGCAGCGAAACUCUGCGCUUCUACCCUCCUGUACCAACUACGGUCCGGGAGGCCGUGCAGGAUACCACGGUCGCAGGGUAUCGGAUUCCCAGAGGGACGUCGUUCGCCAUCGCCCCAGGGGUCAUCAAUCUAAACCCUGAACUUUGGGGCCCUGACGCGGGCGAAUUCAACCCGGAGCGGUGGAUGAAGGAAGGCUGUGCGAACUCGGGAGGUGUAAAAAGUCACCAUGGAUUCUUGACCUUUCUACAGGGUCCGCGGAGUUGCAUCGGGGCGACGUUUGCUAAGGCUGAGCUGGCGUGUCUCGUGGCUGCUCUGGUUGGUCGCUUUCGCCUGGAAUUAGAGAAUCCGCAUAAGGAAGAGGAAAUGAAAAAGCAAGGAGUGGGCUCUGCGCCGGCAGAUGGAGUGCGGGCAAAGUUUGAAGUUAUAGACGGCUGGUAGGCCCAGAAUAGUAUUCUGCAUCAUAGAUAAAAUAUACAAAUAUCCCUAGAUGAUUGGUGGACGGUGCAUUCUUGUAAAAGAAUUCCCGGCCCGCUCGGGAGGGACGCCACUCGACGCAGUUACGCGACCUGUUGAACUCGACCAAGACCAAGACUUCGAUAAUAGACGUCAUGAGAGGGAGAAAGCCAAAUCUAGUGGCUUGUGUGAAUUGCCGUCAGAUGAAGGUCAGCAUGUCUCCAUAUUAGAGUGACUGGGUGUAUGUAUUACUGAUCUCGCCUAGCUGGCGUGUGAUCGAAACAAGCAAUUUCCGUCUGCAUGCUCGCGAUGCGCAAAGACCAACAAGGUAUGCUCCGUGGACCCUUCAUUCAGGAGGGAAAAUAAAAGAAAGUCUGUACAUCUGCUGAGCACAUGAGAUUGCUGGGUGUUGGGGCUAAUUAUGGAUAGACGGCUUGAAGAAGUUGAG
Aspergillus ochraceoroseus IBT 24754 is the source of this 1615-nucleotide messenger RNA. Its product is annotated as cytochrome P450. The record is from RefSeq and is a predicted model, not a curated record. Bases 19 to 1152 code for a protein of 377 amino acids. The transcript has a single exon. Gene Ontology annotation, molecular function: iron ion binding; heme binding; monooxygenase activity. NCBI's taxonomy places the organism in Eukaryota, Fungi, Ascomycota, Eurotiomycetes, Eurotiales, Aspergillaceae.